Alternaria incomplexa is the source of this 2745-nucleotide messenger RNA. RefSeq lists its product as uncharacterized. The record is from RefSeq and is a predicted model, not a curated record. Bases 1 to 2745 code for a protein of 914 amino acids. NCBI's taxonomy places the organism in Eukaryota, Fungi, Ascomycota, Dothideomycetes, Pleosporales, Pleosporaceae. The transcript has 4 exons.
AUGACAUUCGCUACUCAAGAUCUUAGCAUCCAGCCAGGCGUUCUGCGGACACCUAAGCGUGGGCAUGAUGCAGCUCAGAAACCCUGCGCUACAUUCCUACCCACACCGAUCUCAGACAAGAUUAGCUACGAUACUCUGUCAGUACUGGAUCCGAACAAGUUCUCCUGGUUGUCACCAUCAUCGACAGUCUGUGCCACGACAUCUCCGGCAGGGUUCAACGACAUGUGGGAUCCACCCGAGACACCCACCAAGCGGACGACCAGCGCUUCUUUACGCGGUAUCCUGACGCCUUUGACACCUCCAACACCCCCUGAUUCUUUUAACAAGCUACUUUUCACCCCGAUUCUCAAGCCUAUCUUCGGCAUUGGAGUGACUCCGGCGAUUCCGCAGCCCUUUUUCCAGGAAAAGGUGACAGCGGCACAGGAUGACCCUUUCCAACCGAAGUUGUUCCGAGGCGUCACCUUGGUGCUUGAAGAGAUCUCCAAGGCAAGCGUCGCAGCUGCUACCGUCAAAUACAACAGUAACCCCACAUUCGUGUUCACGCAGAAUACCAGUAUCAGUACACGAACACGUUCCAAGACAGCCUCCACCACACCAAUCGCUUCAGUUAUACAUACCGCUAUUCGUGAAGAGACAACCAUCGUUACAUCUCCCCAAGGUCGCAUCCAUCCGCCUUUGGACAGCAAGUUCUCGAAGCUACUAGAACAACUCGUCCCACACGACCUUCACGCAAGACUGGCCAGCGCUCCGGGCUACUGCCCCGCGUCCCUCGUAACAAGCCCAUCUACACGAUGCAGUUCCAUGGCAAAGCCUAGGGGGUCGGUUAUCGACGCUAUUAGCGCAGUGAAGAAUGUCUCGAAGUGUAACAGACAAGAGGACUACUGCGGUAUGCUUCGCAAUAUCGAGGCGAUCGUGCAGUCAGUCAUGUGCAUCAGGCAUCAACAUGCGGCGUUGAGACAACUCAAGGCUGGAUCCAGGCUAUCGCAACUGCGCAGCAAGCUUGAAGGCACGACACGCAUGACGGCACUGGACCAAUCCACGCUUAUGCAAUGGGUCAACACGAUCAGUGACAUAGACGCUCCCAACGAUCACGCUGCUCGAGCUGCCAUCAUUGCGACGAAACCCAAGCCACCUACACAGCCCAAGCGGGAACUGAAGCCCAUGUCCAAGUUGCCAACGGUUGAGACAAACGCCCGAUUCUCCCCCUCAUCAGGCUUUAGGACUUAUGAACCGAAGAAGACCAGGGGGCUCUCUGUUUUUUCGGCUCUUCACGAGAAGGCAGCCUCUCCUUUGGGUACCAAAGAACUGACUCCGGGUUACGUUUACCUCUUCUGGGAUAAGGCAUUCUUUGGCAUGGUGAAAAUCGGACACACCAAGGAUUUGGCCAAGCGACUCAAGAGUUGGAAUGCGAAGUGCAGGCACCAGCACGACUAUCACUCCAGUAUGGAGAGUCAGGUGGUGAUGCCGCAUGUUCACCGCGUCGAGCAGCUCAUACACACUGAGCUGAAGGGGUGUAGACUGCGAAGGCAGUGUGAAGGCUGCGGUAAGCUGCACAAAGAAUGGUUUGAAGCCAAUCAAGCGCAUGUAGUCAAGGUUAUGAAGAAGUGGCGGGAGUGGAUUCUGCAAGAGCCUUACGUUCAGGACGAAGAGUCGGGGGAGUGGGUCCUCAAGCCUGAGAUGUUUGCUUCUCUCGACCAGAUGUUAUCCUCGAAGCAGCAAAGCUCGUCCGAGCUCGCCACGCGCCCGCCACCGCCGCCUCGCAAGGUGGGGCCUCCGAUCACAUCGACACCGGAAGAGUCACCAAGACCAUCGUGCGAAACCGCGGCCGUGUCGCUGGCAACUACGAGAAGGCACGAAGCAGCUACAGCAUUUUCCAGCCGAACAGCAUCGACUGGGGCAAGCGAAGCCGAUUGGCUGAAGCCAUUCCUUGGUACCUCGCCGCCGCUCAAGGACACGAUGAUGCUGAGCUCGGUCUUGAAGCCUGCCGCCAAGAUCGUCUACAUCUUGAAGCAUGAGCUCGCAGAUGAUGACGCCAUCGCUCUGCUCACUGGCUGCGGGAUCAGCGAUAAGUCGUCCGAUGAAUUUGCUCGCGCUAGACAGCGGACGAGGAACUAUCAGUCGGAGUUCCAGGGCGAGGUCAUGAGCGACUUCAUCUAUCCCAGGGUAGCCAUGGUCAUCUGCGAGUGGAAGGAGCAGGCUGAGAAUGCUGACAAGGCCGUCGAAGACCUUACCCCGGUUGAGCUCGAAGCUCUUUGGCAGGGUGACUUCGACAAGGACCCGGAACGUAUGGCGGCCGCGAUGUGGGGAGACGUCGGCAAGAUGAUCCCAUGGGAUAAAAUCUACAACCUCGGAUUCGGUAACACAGAGGUGAAGGCGAAGCUACAGGCUGCGAGAGACAUGUUCCGCGCCAAGUACGUGUUCGCUUGCGAGCAGACGCUCAAGAUGCGCUACGCCGAUCCUGCUACGCUCGAAGACGACGACGAUGCGCUUUCCUCCAUGACCCCGGCUCAACGUUGCUAUGCCAAAUGGCGCGGCUUCCGCCACGACGAGCGCUUCGCCGAUACUAUCGUGGGCUAUGCGAGCCUGCCGAUACACGGUGGACCUCCGAAUGAUCGGAGGAAGCAGUCAAGUGCUCUUGCAGUCAACUUGAAAGAGCACGAUGCGGCGUUCAUGGCUGCACUCUUAAACAGCGAUUGGGAAGGCGAAGGCGAGGACGACGAGGAAGUUGAUAUUUUUGCCGAUUGA